Molecule: messenger RNA, 1012 nt
Organism: Pelagomonas calceolata
Lineage: Eukaryota; Pelagophyceae; Pelagomonadales; Pelagomonadaceae
Source: the annotation of a GenBank genome assembly
CCGGAGCCUUCUCCUCAGAUUUCGAUAAAACCCGUGCGCGCUCUCCAAACGUGAUCGCGCCGUGCGCUCCUUUGCCGCCGUGCACAGGUGGUGCAGUUACACGCAGGGCUGUCGCAAAGCAGCUGCCAAUUCAUAUCUACCACUCCUCGCUGCAACAAACGCAGCAAUGGACCUCAUCACCGUCCACGGCCGCCACCCGCAGGACUGCACCGAGGAUGACUGCCUGCGCUCGGGCUGGACGCUGCCGGAGUUCGUCGCGCAGUGCGCCCUCUGGGCCCUCGCAUCAUUAAUCUACACGUUCAUCUGCUCGAGACUAUUGCCGACGCGGGACUUCAAUGGAUCCCCGCUCUACAACUGGCUGAGCUGCCUGCCGGUGCAACUCGUCGCGUUUCCCGCCGUGGCGGCGUGGUGCGUCGCGGCGUACGACGGCAGCUUUAUCGAAUGGCUCUCGGCGCCCUGGGAUAAGCUAGCAGCCACCCCUGAGCGGAUCUUCCUCCUCCUCAUCUACGCGUACAUGUUCAAGGACCUGGGCCUCUACCUGCUCGACGCGAGGAUGGACGCCAUGUACUGGGCGCACCACCUCGGGUGCUGGGUGAUCAUCCUUCAAUUCUUCUUCACGACUGCCCCCGGCAUCUUCAUCUUCGGGGGCGGCGUCGCCAUGGAGUUCGGCGGCGCGGCGCAGACGAUUCACUUACUGUACCCGGACAACGGUCCGUUGGACUUCAUACAUGUUGCGACGAUGACGCUGUCUCACGUGCCUUGCGGUGUGCGUGAGCCUUCACGCCGUCGAGCUGACGCGGUUCUGGGGGCGCCGUCGCGUCGAUGGCGAGGGGUGUCCACACAGGUCGUCUGCUGCACCUCAGCGAUCUACUACGCGACGAUCCCGCCGACGCCGCUCUGGGCGCGCCUGAUCAUCAUGCUCCUCGUCUUCAAGCUCGCGCAGGCGCGCCAGAGCAACGCCAUGCACCUCCACGGGCUCUAUCUGGAGAGGCGGGCGAAGCGAAAAGUCUAA